Molecule: messenger RNA, 624 nt
Organism: Strongylus vulgaris
Lineage: Eukaryota; Metazoa; Nematoda; Chromadorea; Rhabditida; Strongylidae
Source: the annotation of a GenBank genome assembly
UUGCUUCUAUCACUCAUUUGUUUUCAGGAGAGAGUUGAUACGGAUUUUGGGAAAGUAAAAGUGACAAUUUAUGGUGAUCGCGAUAAGCAUCCGCUUAUAACUUUCCACGACCUUGCUCUUGACUCUGAGAGUAAUUUCCAAAAUUUCUUCCAAUUCGUCUCAAUUGCUGAAUUUACGGAGAAGUUUUGCAUUUACAAUAUCAAUGCCCCUGGGCAAGAGGUGGAUGCAUCUCCUCUACCAGAAAACUUCGUUUACCCUUCUAUGGACGAAUUAGCCAGAAUUGUCGAAAAUGUCGUUGAACAUUUUGGGCUUCAAUCAUUGAUUGCUUUUGGCGUUGGGGUUGGAGCUAACCUUCUCAAUCAACGUCGCCUUGAUGCGCUUAUCCUUGUCAACUGCGUUGCAAAUGCAGCAGGAUGGAUCGAGUGGGCUUAUCAGAAGAUGAACCUGAGAUAUCUGCGCGGCUCAGGAAUGAAUACGUUCACUGUUGAUUAUCUUAUGUGGCACCACUUUGGGCGACGUCUAGAUGAAUGCAGUCCCGAUAUUGUUCGCCAAUACCGCGUCUACUUCCAGCAUCUGCCCAACCCAACGAAUCUGGCUAUGUUCAUAGAGUCGUAUGUGAAGUAA